CUCUCCUUCGCCAAAAAAAAAAAAAAAAUCUUCUCACAAGAAAUCACACUUAACACAUCUCAUCUCUCUCUCUCAUCAACUACACCAACAUGAAGUUGAAGAGCAAAUAAACUUGUUUCCUUAGUUCUUAGCUUCUUCUUUGUACUUCAACAAAUACAUAUAUAUCUAUAUAUAGCUAGAUAUCAUCAUCAUGUCUUUGGAGGAUUCAUUAAGAUCUCUCUCACUAGACUAUCUUAACCUACUAAUAAACGGUCAGGCUUUCAGUGAUGUAACUUUUAGUGUGGAGGGUAGAAUCGUCCAUGCCCAUCGUUGCAUCUUAGCAGCAAGAAGCUUGUUUUUCCGCAAGUUUUUUUGCUCGGGUGGACCCGAAUCUCCAACCGGGUCAGAUCCUUUAGGCAGCGGGUCAUCAAGAAACAAUAUGGGACCCAAUAACUCACCAGCAAGAAACAACAACAACAACACAACAAGCAGUAAUAAUUCGAAUGUGGUGAUACCGGUGAAUUCGGUUGGGUACGAGGUGUUCUUGUUGAUGUUGCAGUUUUUGUACAGUGGUCAGGUUUCUAUUGUACCUCAAAAACAUGAGCCCAGACCUAAUUGUGGUGAGAGAGGUUGUUGGCAUACACAUUGUACCUCAGCCGUUGAUCUCGCUCUUGAUACCCUCUCCGCCGCUAGAUCUUUUGGUGUCGAACAACUUGUCUCCCUUACUCAGAAGCAAUUAGCCAUCAUGGUAGAAAAGGCCUCAAUUGAGGAUGUGAUGAAAGUUCUUUUAGCAUCUAGAAAACAAGACAUGCAUCAACUAUGGACAACUUGUUCUCACUUGGUUGCAAAAUCUGGUCUCCCACCAGAAAUUCUAGCCAAACAUCUCCCCAUUGACGUAGUAGCGAAAAUCGAAGAGCUACGUCUCAAAUCGUCGCUGGCUCGACGUCCUCUGAUGCCACACCACCACCACCAACACCACCACCAUCAUGAUUUAUCAGUAGCAGCUGAUCUAGAAGACCAAAAGAUUCGAAGAAUGAGACGUGCACUUGAUUCGUCUGAUGUUGAGCUAGUUAAGCUAAUGGUAAUGGGUGAAGGACUAAAUCUUGAUGAAGCAUUAGCUUUACAUUAUGCAGUAGAGAAUUGCAGCAGGGAAGUAGUGAAAGCAUUGCUUGAAUUAGGUGCUGCAGAUGUGAAUUACCCGGCUGGACCGGUUGGAAAAACACCUCUUCAUAUAGCAUCUGAAAUGGUGUCACCGGAUAUGGUUGCAGUCUUGCUAGAUCAUCAUGCUGACCCAAAUGUGAGAACCAUUGAAGGGAUCACACCGCUCGAUAUCCUUCGAACGUUAACCUCGGACUUUUUGUUUAAAGGCGCGGUUCCUGGACUUACUCAUAUCGAACCGAAUAAGCUCAGGCUUUGCCUUGAGCUAGUUCAAUCAGCUGCAUUGGUGAUUUCAAGAGAAGAAGGCAAUGCUGCUGCUGCUGCUGCUGCAGCAGCAAAUGCAGCUAAUUCGAAUUCGGCGUCAAUGUAUCAUCAUCAUCAUCAUCCACAAAUGAAUGAUGAUCAUACUCAUAGUAGUAGCUCAAAUAGUAGUGGCAAUUUGAACCUUGAUUCAAGGUUGGUUUAUUUAAAUCUUGGAGCAGCUGCAGCAGCACAAAUUGGAUGCAAUAAAAUGGAGGUUGGAAGUGGAAGAGGUGAAGAUAAUACUAGUCAUCAUCAACAACAACAUCAUCAUCAUAGACAUGGUUCUUCUCAAGGUGGUUGUGACACAUCAAUGUACCACCAUAAUCAACAUCAUGAGUAUUAGGUCAACUAUCUUUUAUAUAUAUAUUUCUCUAGAAUUUACCUUUAUUAUUAUUAAUAUAUAUAUAUAUAUAUAUUCACCUAUGAAUUAGUGGGAUAGUUGA
This is a messenger RNA of Erigeron canadensis, 1883 nucleotides long. Its product is annotated as BTB/POZ domain and ankyrin repeat-containing protein NOOT1-like. The transcript has 2 exons. The record is from RefSeq and is a predicted model, not a curated record. Gene Ontology annotation, biological process: plant organ development. Bases 191 to 1783 code for a protein of 530 amino acids. Gene Ontology annotation, molecular function: protein binding. NCBI's taxonomy places the organism in Eukaryota, Viridiplantae, Streptophyta, Magnoliopsida, Asterales, Asteraceae.